Molecule: messenger RNA, 1584 nt
Organism: Sclerotinia trifoliorum
Lineage: Eukaryota; Fungi; Ascomycota; Leotiomycetes; Helotiales; Sclerotiniaceae
Source: the annotation of a GenBank genome assembly
UAUGUUGUAUAUGUGAGGCAAUUAAGCUCCGUGUGAAUCAACAAUAUCCGUGCACAUGUCUAUUAGUCCUCCCCUGAGACAAAAGACCCAAAGUACUAUCCAAAUAUCACUCUACUUUCUCAUCUUCGAACGUUAUCCUCUUCCCUGACAAAAAUUACUGGAAGCUCACAAUGAUGGAGAAACUGUACAGGAAACUUCGUUCUACUAGAGCGUCCAGUUCUACUUACAGACCUCUUUGCAAAGACGAGUCGUCCAAGGAAGAUAUUUCUACAUCAUCUGAUGGAUUACUUGAAUCCAAAGACAAUGAAAGUCUGGACUUUGAUGUCAGCCCACGGAAUCAUAAAAGCAGAAGUUUCAUAUGGGGUGUUGUAAUUCAUUUUUUUAUAUUUGCGACUUACACCGUCGGGUUUUUUGCUGCAAGCAGCUCCUACAGACACCCAUCAGGGCCACCUAUACUGGUCUACAGUAAGAAGAACAACCAAUUGGAAGCUCUUUCCUGAGUGAUGACUGAUAUUGUAAAAUAGCACCUGCGGCAGAAGCUUUACAGUAUGAGAAAGUCUUUUAUAAUGGCACGCUGCUCGCAAGCGUUCCUUACAAGGGAGAUCCAAGUCCAGUAAGCUUUCUAGUUCAAGCCUAGCAUGGUAACAUAAUGAUUUAUAACGGUGUAUUUUAUAGGAACUUGACCUAGCAUGGCAUAAUCUAGUCAAAAACAAUAAUAUCCGAAUCAGCAAAGAAGAGCUUGAUAAGUUGAAUAGAACAGCUCUUCCUCUCUCUGAUGGUUCUGGAUAUUUCGGCGAACUAAAUGUUUAUCAUCAUUUGCAUUGCUUGGUAGGUUUAAGACAUCUAAAAUCCUCGUCGCAAGGAUGGAGUUGACAUUUGGCAGAAAUUCAUCAGAGAAGUUUUCUACGCGGAAUACUAUCCUGAUGCUCAGGGACCAACGACAAAAGUGCAUGUCGGUAAGUUAUCAUGAUUUUCCUUCCUUUGAGUUUAGAGCGGUACUGAAAUCGAGAUAGAUCAUUGCAUUGAUGAUAUUCGCCAAGCUCUAAUGUGCCACGCGGAUACUUCCAUCAUUACAUUUAAUUGGGAAGAGGGUAUUAGACGACCUAUGCCUGAUUUCACUAAGUAAGUAUCUUCACAUUCCUCACCAAUCCUCGGAUAUCGUGAUGCUAAAGUGAAAUAGUUUGCAUACAUGCACCAACUGGCAAGUCCUCGAUGAUUGGGCAACUGCCCGUGCAUUCUCAAUGUUCGAUCAGAAAUCGUUAAUUAAUCCCACAUAUGGUGAGCUUUUGGUUUAUCCAUUGUUUUAUAUCUUUGAAUGGGGAACUGAUAGACUUGAAUGACAGGAAUUGCAUUCCCAAAGAUUGAUGGGAAGAUUGAUUAUACAGCCCCUAGUGAAGAGGGCUUCCGUGUUGUUUGGCCGGAAGAUUUGGAUCAUGUUCAUGUUUAGAGAUAUACUUUGAAAUGAUUAGAAGUUUAGAAGUAUUGAUCCGGCUAUUUUCGUGCAUGUAUUCCAGACCAUUGUACAACAUUCUUAUUCCAAAUGAAUUACAUUGAUUUCGGAAUAGACUAACUCAUUGAUCAGAA